Mercenaria mercenaria is the source of this 1654-nucleotide messenger RNA. RefSeq lists its product as uncharacterized. Bases 199 to 1227 code for a protein of 342 amino acids. NCBI's taxonomy places the organism in Eukaryota, Metazoa, Mollusca, Bivalvia, Venerida, Veneridae. The record is from RefSeq and is a predicted model, not a curated record. The transcript has 6 exons.
GAGGAAGUAUAAUAAGAACUUGUGGUAGCAGCAUUUCAGGAAUGUUAAAUCAUAUUGCUUCCAUUAUUAAAUAUCUGAACAUAUUGUAAACUAUUUUUCUAAAUUUUGAUUUGCAGAUAAUCAAUCAGUUUUUGUACAGUUUGUAUAAUUUCAUGUUUCCUGUUUCUAUGCUGUAAGUAUUAUUUACUCAGCGUGAUAAUGUCAAAUCAAGGAGAAUCUUCUGAAAUUGAUAAGGUUGCGGAGUACCUUCUGAAUCUUAAGAGAGAUAAAAAAGACGAUAAGAAACUAGAGGAUGCUAUAAAGGCACACAACAGUUUUAUGGAAACUUUCCGGAGGUAUAAAAUAUUUUAUUGUGAAAACAACAAAAGUAACGUGAAGCAACAUCAAGGUCAACUGGAACCUCGAGAUUCAAAGGAUGCCCCAAAUGUUCAAAUCAAACUAAAGAAACAGAUUGAAGACCUGAAGUUCGAAAAAGAGACAAUGCGGAAACAAAUUGACGAACUUAAAACAAGAUUGAGCACAUUAGCUGGUCGCAAAAUGGUAGAUAAUAAUCCAGAUAUUGCGGAUUUAAGUGAUCCAUUUAGACCAACACAGCUGGCAGAAAAGUUCAGAGAGAUUUAUGAUGAAGAAUGGACACAUGCCUUUGAAGAACUGGAUAUGGUAUCACACGACGAAAGCAAAAUCAUAGACGUAAUCUCUGGUCUCAUAAAGGAAAUCGAGAAGUUUUGUUCAUACACCAGCACACAACAAAUCUCGGCGAUGGAAAAGUCAUGUACAGAAGAGAUAGUUAAUCCAAAAGUUGCUAUUCAAAAGCAUCAAGGCAGCUUGAAGGGAAAGACACCGUCAGAAAUGAACAGCUCCCAGAUGGAUACUAUAAACAAAAUGAUUCGUGAUCUAAGAAAGUCAAUGGGAGCACUGUCCGUCAGACCACUGAUUCAGAUAUUUGAUGAGAAGUGGAUGAAACCAAUGAGGCAGGAUAAGAAAUUGCCAUCCACUUCAAAGGACACUGACAAAUUUGUGGAAAAAGCAUUUGAAAUUAUCUGGCUGAUGAAAAUUCAAAAUCCACCUAUGGAGUUUAAAUGGCAAAUACGAGAUGAAAAAUUCGACAGAGAGAGGUUCACUUUUUAUACAAAAAGAGGGGACAAAGUUGGUCAAACUGUAUGGCCGGCUGUCUUACUCCAUGAAGAUGGGCCGCUAAUGUCGAAGGGUAUUGUGCAAGCUAAAUGAAAUGUUCGUUUCUCGCAAAAGUAGCUUGAAUAGUAAAAUAUAUAAUUAUAAGAAUAUUAUGUAUAUAUCCUACUCUUAAGAAAACAUAUACCAAUUGAACGUUUAAUGUGCUACGAAACUACUUUUUCACCAUACGCAACACUUAAUAACGUUGUAGCAGUGAAUAUCAAAUGAAUUUUCAAUUUUAUAUUUCACUCACCAUAUAUAUGUUUUUAUAUUGAUUUUAGAAAUAUUCAGCGUACGUUGUUCAGACCACAUUGUAAACUCGUGACACUCGAUUUAGGUUUAGAUUUUACAUUUUCACUUGUUUCUGUGAAAGUUUUUUGAAAGUUUUUUGAUGUCACAAUGAUACAAAACUAAUUUACUCUAUCUAUUGUUUUGCUCAAUUUACACAUACAGUACAUUUAAUAAACAAAUUAAAAUACUA